AUGGCCAGCGAGAUGGAAGACAACUAUGUCAAUCAAUAUCGCGAUCAUGUUCAAUUUAUGGGGCCAACAUCUAGGCAACAUGCAGCAAUCUCGUUUUCCCAAAGAAGUGAAAAGAGUCCCGAGGCUUCCGCGAGACGUGCUGCUAAAGAUUUUAUCGAUCGCGGCUUCGAGAAUUUCAUGUCACAUGUCAAAACGCUCGAGGAUGGUGCGGGCCCUCUUGAUCAGCUUUUAUUUAUCCGCCACGUCCCUUCGACAACUGAGGGCCAGACAGACGGCGACGGAGACCAUGCCGAGAUAGCUUCAAUACAGAUGAAGGAAACCAAAGACCUUUUCGACGCCUAUGGCGAAUGCAGAAAUACAUUUGACGACGAUGUUGAAACCUUCCCAGGAGAGGAGAACCGCUAUGCUUGGUUUGUAGACACGAGUUUACUGGUUGCUUCGAUUUCGGGCAAUAUUCCGGCGUUAACGGUUCUCGCGGCAGGGAAUUUACUCUUUAAUUACAGGCGCUCCGCUUCUCGCCGAACGCGAAAUCUCCAAAUUCUAGAAAGACUGACCCCCAUGAUGAAGUCUUUGGAGCCCUUGCUGAAAGGCCUCGGAAUUGGUCAACUCGAUCGGGACCAGAGCUCAGAAUUACUUCAGUCUGGAGUUUUGCACCUCACUGCUCUGGUAGUGCAAUGUCUCAACUUGAUUCUUCAAUCAUACCUACGAGGCUCGAAGACACCAAUUCGAUUUCAAUUCUUAACGACACCUAUUUUUAAUUUCGUUCUCGAGGGUGUCGACCACAGCUCGCAAGCUCGGAAAGUCUAUGCAACCUCACAAAAGCUUUCGUGCUUGGGCGAUAUGCUUCACACGGAGGUGCUGGUCUUUGGGCUACAGAAAUCGCUUGCACAAAGACGACUGGAUCUUAUUGCAACACCAGCCCAAGUGGUUGCUAUGUGGGGACCCGUGGAGUUCAUCAUCAAAGGGAAUGAUCGCCUUUCCACAGCAAAUGAACCAGGGCGGAAAGUGGCUGGUGGCCAGAUGGGUGUGCCUAAAUCCGGGGAAAUGGCUAUUUACGGCAUUAGAAUCAAUGGCGGAAUCAUUUUACCAAGUGGUGACACUGUUGACGGGAUGCCGAAAUGGCACUGGAUGUCCGUGAACCAGAUGGUUGAAAACCAUAUGCAUGUCAUCUUCGAAACGAAUAAUGGCAUCGACAUUCAUACUCGCAUUAGAAUCGGAGGGACAGGCAGCCUUCAUUUGACACCGAUUGGACCUGCUCGUUGGAACCAAAGCUGCCAUCGGAGUACCAGUGUUGAAGAAUUGCGAUCGAGGUUUCGGAUACCAGGAACGAGUGAUCCACAUAUCAAGAUGAAAGAUUUCACAGUUGGGCUGCAAUCAGGUGAAUAUGUAAAUGUCAUCACCCAAGCAACAUUUGCAAGGGAGCCAGGAACAACUGCCAAAGAGGCACUCCUGAGCUCAGCGGGAUUAUUCGAAUUCCAGAUCACCGAUUAUGAUGAGAUGUGGGGCUUGUUCGUCAGCCUCUGCACUGGAGUGAUGACUCGGGUUAGACUCCGCGAUCUAGUUGCGUAUGUUUGCCUUCAUGUGCCCGGGCAGAUUCCAGAGUUGCCUGACAAGUCUCGUGAGGACUCUUUGGACGCUUUCGUGCAGGUCCUGAGUGGGGAAGAAAAUAUCGCGGUCUGGCUCGAAAAUCUGCUUCGGGAUUUCGAACGGAGAAACCCCGGUUCCAGACAACUCUUGCAGGACCGCAUCCUGUCUUUAUUUCGAAAUGUUCUGGCCAUGGUCAAAGAUACAGGUAUAUCAAGAGAGGGCGAUCUCCGUCUUGCAUUUCUCAACCAGCAAUACAAACACCGUAUGCUGGUUUUGCAUGCUCGAGAUCACCCAUGGACCAAAGUCUUGAGCGACUCGUCCAUAACAGCGACAUUUGCUUGCGUAUCUCCGCACUGUUUCGAAACUACAGACCACACAUGUCAGAAUCUUCAAUGGAAACUGCCAGACAAGUUUCGAUUGUCAACCAAACUGGACAUGUUCGCCCGCCAUGUUCGUGGGGCAACAGACUCCGCGGGAACCCUUCAGGUCGGAAAGAAAUACUGCGUCAAUGCCCAUCAUGUGGAUAUGGUGGCCAAGGUAGACCGAGUCGUGAAUCCUGUCGGAAACCAGUCGUUUUAUUCCAUCACCGCCAAAGAACGCCGCGUGCCCCUGUAUGUCUGUCAACAUAUUUUGAAGAGGGCAGAUCUGAGGGAAGAAAACUCACCAAAUGCUGCCAAAUGCAUCAUUAGUGGCUAUGGGGACUGA
This is a messenger RNA of Aspergillus melleus, 2292 nucleotides long. RefSeq lists its product as uncharacterized. NCBI's taxonomy places the organism in Eukaryota, Fungi, Ascomycota, Eurotiomycetes, Eurotiales, Aspergillaceae. The transcript has a single exon. Bases 1 to 2292 code for a protein of 763 amino acids. The record is from RefSeq and is a predicted model, not a curated record.